UUGUACUCAGGCUACGUGCCACUGCGGGCGUUAUGGAGACAAGAGAAGAAAACUUAACGGGCGAGGCGGAGCAAGUCUUGGCGCGAAGUCGAGCGCUCAGUAGCAGGGCGCUUACCUACUGCAAUCGAAUUGUUGGCGAGAGCGAUGCGCUCGCGACCGAGAUCAAGUCUCUGCUGCAGAAUAUCUCCACGGUGGAGAAGCAGGCAAAGGGCCUGAAGAACCGGGCUGAGGCGGAUGCGGUGCUAGCCACGGUUCAGGAGGCGCGGGAGGUGGUGACCGGCAUGGGCCCGGGCGGAGACCUUCGCAAGUUCUGCAAGCCGCGCAACCCCUGGCUGGUGUCCCUGCUUCUGGGCGACAAGAUCAACCUGGUGGCGCUGCGGCGUGACGUCAGCCAGGGCAUCCGCGAGGAGUACCACGCCUUCCGCGACAACGCCGCGCUCAUCAUGCUGCUGGGGCCGCUGAGCCUGGUGCUGGGCAUGAGCUGGGCGGACCGCCACCAGGGCGUGGCGCUGGGCACCGGCACACUCACGCCCUGGCUGCAGACGGGUGUGCAGCUGUACCUGGCCUGGCUGUCGUACUUCUACCUGGCCAUGGCGCUGCGGGAGAACGUGCUGUACGUCAACGGCAGCCGCAUCCGGGCCUGGUGGAUGCAGCACCACUACUGGUCGGCGGUGGCGUCACUGGGCAUGCUGGGACUGCCCAUCAACAGCCAGGCCGUGCACGUGUUCUUCCGCUCCUUCCUGGUGUGGAGCGUGUGCCAGGCCAUCGUCAUGUUCGUGCAGAACCGCUACCAGCGCCGCCGCAUGUACACGCGCAUCGCGCUGGGCCGCAACACUUCCAUGGACGUGGUGGCGGGCGAGAGCAGCGGCAGCAGCGGACAGCUGCUGCUGCUGUACCCCAUGCUGUACACGUUGCAGGUGGCACAGUUCGCCAUCGGAGCGGGCGUGGCGUGGCGCACCUACCAGGCCUGGCUCAGCCCCGAGGGAUGGCUGGAGAACGAGGCGCAGGGUUCGGACCUGCGCGGCAUGCGCGGCGUGUGCCUGGUGGGCGCCACAUUCGCCUACAUGGCCUAUCGCAAUUUCGUCACAACGCUGGUCACACAAAUGGAGAAAAGCGGCCGCGGCGGUCGCAGCCGCUCGUCAAAGGGCGGCAGCAGCUCCCGGCGGCCAGGUGGCAGCAGCAGUACCAGCAGCAGCGCGGCGCCGGCCGCCGCCGCUGCGGCAGGCGCGAAAGGCAAGGCUACUUGAAUUGGUGUGGUAAUGCUGCGGCUGUAGGCAGAAGUGGCGGGGCAGGCGAUGGCAGCCGGCGGUGGCAACCGGUGAUGAGGCGGUGCGGAGCACGCGCCGUACCCGUGCGUCAAACGCGAGGGAAUGUCUUGAGACGAGUGGCGGGCUUGUGUCUGGCCUGGAGGUGUGGUAUGCUGGGUGUGCCAGGGUGCUGCCACGCUUCCUGGCAGGUGCGCAGCAACGACUGGAGCGGUAGGCCGGUAGCUGCCGCGGAAGAGACAUGUUGCGUCGGGCGUUGCGGCUCACUUGGCAAGCAGGAGUAGAUUCGGCAGAUUGGCAGGUUUUGCCUGUCUGCUCACAGUCAGCUCGUGUGUGUCCGCUUGGCAUGACGAAGACAAUGGCGCAGGUUGUUGCAUGGCUGGAGUCUGUCCGAUAAGGGCUGGGUUGCUGAGAGCAUGUUGCCGUUAAUGCGCCAGCUGGGCACAUAUACAAGGAGGCUGAGACUCCUGAGAGUACGCACCAACACAUGGUGCAACGCACUGACGAAAUUGCAAGACUCCGUGU
This is a messenger RNA of Chlamydomonas reinhardtii, 1790 nucleotides long. RefSeq lists its product as uncharacterized. NCBI's taxonomy places the organism in Eukaryota, Viridiplantae, Chlorophyta, Chlorophyceae, Chlamydomonadales, Chlamydomonadaceae. Gene Ontology annotation, cellular component: membrane. The transcript has 11 exons. Bases 33 to 1247 code for a protein of 404 amino acids. The record is from RefSeq and is a predicted model, not a curated record.